Messenger RNA from Camelus dromedarius (Arabian camel), 3148 nucleotides. It is a transcript of the gene HAPSTR1, whose product is annotated as HUWE1 associated protein modifying stress responses. The transcript is spliced from 4 exons. The record is from RefSeq and is a predicted model, not a curated record. Bases 158 to 985 code for a protein of 275 amino acids. Lineage: Eukaryota; Metazoa; Chordata; Mammalia; Artiodactyla; Camelidae.
CAGGCCGUCGGGGUGCAGGAGGUCUGGGCCACCGCGAGGAGCCGUCGCCGGCCGCUGGGCCCCGCCUCUAGGCCGCUCGACGACGACGCUCCCGCGGGUGCCCCGCCUGAGGAGGACGCGGCGGCGGCGGCGGCGAGGCCGCGGAAGGCCGCGGAGGAUGGAGGAGCGGAAGGAGGAGGGCGAGGCCGAGAUCCAGGAGCACGGGCCCGAGCACUGGUUCUCCAAGUGGGAGCGGCAGUGCCUGGCCGAGGCUGAACAGGACGAGCAGCUGCCCCCGGAGCUGCAGGAGGAGGCGGCGGCCGCCGCGCAGCCCGAGCACAAGCAGCAGAAGCUGUGGCACCUCUUCCAGAACUCGGCCACCGCCGUGGCCCAGCUCUACAAAGACCGAGUGUGUCAGCAGCCAGGACUUUCUCUCUGGGUCCCCUUCCAAAACGCAGCCACCGCCGUCACCAAUCUCUACAAAGAAAGCGUGGAUACUCAUCAGCGGAGUUUUGAUAUUGGAAUUCAGAUUGGCUAUCAGCGACGCAAUAAGGAUGUGUUGGCUUGGGUUAAAAAGCGCAGAAGAACUAUUCGUAGAGAAGAUUUGAUCAGCUUCCUGUGUGGAAAAGUUCCUCCACCACGAAACUCUAGAGCUCCCCCAAGACUGACUGUAGUGUCCCCUAACCGAGCUACUUCAACGGAAACUAGCUCAUCUGUAGAGACUGAUUUGCAACCCUUCCGGGAAGCCAUAGCUCUGCAUGGUCUUAGUGGUGCAAUGGCUAGUAUAAGCGUGCGUUCGAGUGCCCCAGGCUCUCCUACACAUGUAAGCAGUGGAUCGAAUGCUAGUCGAAGGAGAAAUGGACUCCAUGAUGUCGAUUUGAACACUUUCAUAUCAGAAGAAAUGGCACUCCACUUGGACAAUGGUGGAACUAGAAAGCGUACCUCAGCCCAGUGUGGCGAUGUCAUUACAGACUCACCAACCCAUAAACGCAACAGAAUGAUCUAAACUGCAGACAUUUUCACACCCACCAUGCUGCUUGAAAGCCACUUGAUCCUCAACAUAUACUAUUAUUGCAAAGGAAACGUGAGGCCAUCUUCCCUUGUUCACUGCUUAAGACAAGUGAAUUCUAUAGUGGUUGCCAUAAAAGGAAGUUCUAGGUAUUUACAGUAGAUGCCUCUCGUACUAUGGCUUUCUUAAAACUAUAAUCCUAGCAGAGGACAUCAGAUACCGUGUAGUCGUUAGCAAGAUCAUCAUAGGCAAACAUAUAUCCGUUUCAAGGCUAAAAGUGACCUUAACUGUAUUUAUUCUCAAAGGGAAAGGAAAUAUCAGAUGUUUAUUUGGUUAUAGAAUUUUUUUUUUUUGCAGGGGUGGGGGGUUCAUUUCCUGCUGUGUUGAGUAUUUUGCUUCAACAGUAUUGCCAGGUUCCUAAAAUUGUCUAAAACACACGAUUUGGCUUCCUCGUCAAAUCUCCAGGCUUCCAUUUUUGCAGCCGCACUGUACCAUGCACCUGGUUUCUCUACAGUAGCAGUGUGCAACUUCUAAUUAUUGGACUGUGCCCUUAUUUUAGUUUUGAAAGCAGUUUCUAAUUCUGGUGAUUGUGUGAUGUAAUGAGGUGCUAUGAUGGUCAUGCAAUUAAUACUUAUUACUGAAUCAAUACACAGAACUUUAUUGGAUUCACUUUGUGUGUGUUAGUGCUCUAAAAAUAGCAAUAUUAUUAAAUUGCCCCCAGAUUAACCCUGUAGGCUUAAAAAUUUUUAUUUUUAAGACAAGUACUACUUCCCAUGCAGGGAACUAUCCUUACGGUAAAUAUAAACAUGUAGACUGCGUUCAAGGUGACCUAAGGGAGAGAGGUCAUGAACUUUGAGAACGGGCUUCCUUUUUGCUUCAGUAAUAGUGAGAGGGAGAUGGAUGGUGGGAGGGUAGGUAUUCUAGUCUUUCAUAUCCUGUUCUACACUUUUCAUGAAUGUCCUACCUUGUGCAGUUUCCGCUGGAAUGGGUGGAAGGUAAAGGUCCUUUAUCUGCUAAUAAUGUGAUCACAACUUAAAUAGCAAAACCCAACUCUCCAAUCCCUCUCCUGUAAAGUGCAGUUUGGAAUCUCAUUCUGGAAAAGACGGAAUCGCAUGGAGGUUCUCUAGAUGUUAGGUAGACCUAAAUAAAAGUUCUCAAUAGAUUCCUCUUUUGAGUAAAUAUAAGACCUCUUGUAGCUACAAUGUUUUAGAGCAUGUUUCAUCUUCAUUUUUAAUAUCUUGAACUGAAUGGUAGUCUUUUUUAGAUGAAGAACUGAUGUCAGCCUGCCAGGUACUGUAAUUUAUUCUAUCAUAUUAUAUAUAUAUCAAGUAGGACAGUGAAAAUGUUUCCUUGCAAACUUGUAGUCCAGUAUGAGCUACUUCCUGUUUUUAUCCUUAAGACCAUUGCAAAUCAGUGUAAGGGUUUUUCCAGUAAUUACUCACAGCACUUUGUUUGCAGUUUCUUCAGCCAUUUAAUAAUCAUUCUGUGAAGAAACUUUGCUAAGUUAACCAUAAUAUUCAUUGACCGGGUGGGGUGUGAAUGGAAUGUUAGAAAUGUGCGAACUGAAGUUCUGUAUUCACUAUAGAUACAGCCCUUAUUUAAAAGAAGUCAACUCCAUACUAAACCUAGGCACGAAAGUGAGGCAUUUCUAAGUUUUUGCAAAAGUGGAUCAUUUCUCCUUUGGUUUGAAUAUGAUAGCAGGAAGAAUGAUAGCAAUCUGUCAUUGUACUGAGAUGGGUAAGCCUGUGUAUUACGAAUACUUUGAAGCUUCCCUCUGGAAUAUACCAAGAGUUAUUUUUGUUUGUCUAUCGUUGUAAAUUUAGAUUCUGGGAUUUUGGUGGUGUGAAGCAUUGCUCAGAAGUGGCCAGAGCUCCUCUUCCUAAAGGAUCUUGAGACUGAGGAACACAUACUUAGCCUCCCCUUUAUGCCUUGGUUCUAGUUCCUCUUUCCAAGUUAAAUAACGCUUUUUUUUUUUUUUUUUUUUUUUGGUGGUUGUUUUAGUUGGUGCUCUGAAGCUUAAUCUCGAUACCCUUUACUCUGGAUUGUCAAAUUUUGAUAAAACAUGUGCCAUUUUCUUUGGUAAGAGAAAGCAGGUCUUCACGUCCGCCAGGACACAAUUUAUAUAUCUUACUGGCUCCAUUAAACUUUUUAAAAACCUUA